CGGCCGGUCGGCUAGAGCGGCCACAGUCGUACGGCCGCUCUCGCUUGUCUUUCGCUCUCUAUGGUUAGAGGCUCAAGCCCCUCCUCCGCCCGAAGUAUUAAGUUCCCUGACGCAUGCGCAAGGCCAGAAGGCAGUUCCGGUUCCGGUGUUGCCGUUCUCGUUCCUGGUGUUCGGUUGUUGCAGUUGGUGGGUAGUAACCGAGCCAAGAUGCUGCGGAAUCUGCUGGCUCUUCGUCAGAUUGCCCAGAGGACCAUAAGCACUGCUUCACGCAGGCAGAUUGAAAAUAAGGUUCCAGAGAAGCAAAAGCUAUUUCAGGAACUGCGUAUGCCAUAUAUCAGCUAGCUAUGGCUUCAUUUCCCAAGAAGCAAGACUGACUUGAGUUUAUCAUCUCAGCAGGCAGUUGGUUCAGUUUCAUUCAGCUCUCUCUGGACCAAUAAUUGAUACAUAACUGAGUUCUUCGGGGAACAAUAUUUAUUGACUUCUACUAACUGCCACCAAUAAAGCAGUCUUUACCAUG
Felis catus (domestic cat) is the source of this 517-nucleotide messenger RNA. RefSeq names its product cytochrome c oxidase subunit 7A2 (gene COX7A2). Gene Ontology annotation, biological process: mitochondrial electron transport, cytochrome c to oxygen; regulation of oxidative phosphorylation; mitochondrial respirasome assembly. Lineage: Eukaryota; Metazoa; Chordata; Mammalia; Carnivora; Felidae. The record is from RefSeq and is a predicted model, not a curated record. The coding region runs from base 61 to 342 and encodes 93 amino acids. The transcript has 3 exons.